This is a messenger RNA of Plutella xylostella (diamondback moth), 1094 nucleotides long. RefSeq lists its product as uncharacterized. The record is from RefSeq and is a predicted model, not a curated record. Lineage: Eukaryota; Metazoa; Arthropoda; Insecta; Lepidoptera; Plutellidae.
UACAGGACGACUCGCCUCCGUCUACCCCGGACAGACAGCAGAAACAGUCGUGUAAAAAGUGCGGGCGCAAGCUAUGCGAGAGAAAAAGAAAAACUAAGCAGAUAGAUAAAAAGCACAGUGAUACAGCUUCAUGUAAGAAAUGUGGUCGCGAGGUGAGGCUGUCCACGAAAAAUCACCGAAGAAAAGGACACCACCACCACCGGGAAAGUAUGAAACGCAAAAGCUCUCACUCUACUAAAAAGUUUGGGCGAACAAUACUUGCCAUCGAGGCAGUUUCACAGACAGAUAUAGUUUUAACGGACACACCCAUAUGGACAAUAUCAAAGACUGAAGUCAGAAGAUCAACCACGUCGGUUUCACGGAUGAGCCUGAAACAAAAAAGAAGUAGAGGUUUGUGUGUCGUCCAAGGAUCACAAGUCGAGGAUCUUGACUUGACUGGACCUGAUAAUUCAAAACUAGAUGGCACUGAUAUAGCGGCGGAUGGACGCCAGCGGUCGUCUAGGCCGGCAGGUCAUAAAGCUUUGAAUGUGGAGGAAAUUCCGGUUCAACCAGAGCCGCAGGAAACUCUACAAGUGAAGGAGACAACCCCGGUGCCGGGGGCGGUGGUGGAUGUGGAUGAGAAGAAACGCUCAAAACAUAAGCGUCACAGUGGGAAACACGGUGGUGGAAAGUCGUCUGUGUCCGGGUCGUCGUCAUCAUCAUCGACCUGCAGUCGCCUGUGCGCCGUGCCGCCGCUCUGCUACGCCGAAUGCGCUAAAGACGCGCCCCGCAAGCGGCAAGACGGCUGCCUGCGCUGCUGGCUCGGCUGCCUGAGCUGCUGCGUGUUCUGCUACGACCUGCUGCUGUUCACGUGCUGCUACCGGCUGUGCGGCGUGACGGAGGGGCCGCCGCCCUACCAGCAGGGCUGCGGGGGGCCGGGGUAUGGGUACUAGGGGAGCAGAUUGGCUAAGGAUGAAGAUUGGCUGAUUUCCUGAAGAAAAUAUUCCUGUGUGUGUGUAUUAUAUAAUCGUUAUAUAUGUGGCGUUAUAACCGUGUUUGUGUGGAGACAAUCUUAUCUAAUGUUAAUUUAUUAAAUAAAAUAUUGAGUUGGUACA